AUGAAGGAAAAAGGGUUUCUACCAAACAUUGAAACUUGCAAUGACAUGUUGAUGUUGUUCCUCGAGUUGACUAGAAACCAGGUUGAGGAGUUUAUUAGGCGCUUGGAGACUAUUGGGGUGAAGCCUGCUAUUUAUAAAUAUAACACACUCAUACUCAUACACAAUGGAGAGAAGUUCGAAGCAGCUUGUGUGAUCUUUCAGGAUAUGUCAGAUGAUGGACUUGUUCGAUAUGCUUAUAGCGAUAAUUCUUACAUUUUUGUGAUGUAUAAAGAAGGAAGGCUUGAAGAGGCAUCUGAUUCACUUCCUAAGAUGUUAGAGUCAGAGUCGGAAUUGGUGCCACAUGCAUUAAUAUAUGAUGCCUUGAUUGAUGAAUGUUGCACAAAAGGGAUUGAAGGGAGUCGGGAGGAUAUAGAAAAGACUAUUGCAUACAAAGAUGAGAUGAUAAGUAGAGGGAUAGAGCCAACUCUUGUCACUUACACUUUGUUGAUUGAGGCACUGUUCGAGGUAGGGCACUCUUGGGGAGCUGAGGAUAUGAUAAAAGAAAUGCAAGAAAAAGGAUUGAAGGCGGAUGUUUAUACUUAUAACACAUUGAUGAGUGGUUAUGCUAAAUGCAAGUUCAGAGAUGCACACAUAGGCCUUUAUGAUGAAAUGGUGGAGAAAAGGAUUCAGCCCAAUCUGUUGACAUAUAAUACCAUGAUGCUAGGGCACUGCAGGUGUUCGGAAGUGGAGGAAGCUCGGAAACUUUUUGAUGAGAUGAAGAUAAGGGGGAUCAAACCUGAUCAUAUUAGUUACAAUUUACUCAUUGUUGGUUAUGGUGAUAGAGGAGGUGAUGUGAAGGAGGCUUUCAGAGUUCGGGAUGAAAUGUUGAAGAAUGGAAUUGAUCCUACCUUUACCACUUACGAUGCUCUUAUACUAGGCUUGCGCAUAAACCAUGAAGUUGAGCAAGCUAAAGAGCUCCUCAAAGAAAUGAUUAGUAAGGGCAUCUGUACUCCUGAUGACAAGAAGUACCUAGUUUUAACUGAAACGGCUGAAGUGGAAGUUGAGAUACUUGAUCAGCUUAAAGCUAGCAGGAUGAAGAAAAUUACUUUCAAGAAUCAAGGAGAACUCGAAGUGAUAUUUUUAUGUGCAGAUUUAAAAAUAGAUCCAUAUGUUGCCCGAGAGAGCAGUGUGGCACAUUGA
This is a messenger RNA of Lotus japonicus, 1179 nucleotides long. RefSeq names its product pentatricopeptide repeat-containing protein At2g15630, mitochondrial-like. Lineage: Eukaryota; Viridiplantae; Streptophyta; Magnoliopsida; Fabales; Fabaceae. The transcript has 2 exons. Gene Ontology annotation, molecular function: protein binding. The record is from RefSeq and is a predicted model, not a curated record. Bases 1 to 1179 code for a protein of 392 amino acids.